This is a messenger RNA of Rodentolepis nana, 297 nucleotides long. Lineage: Eukaryota; Metazoa; Platyhelminthes; Cestoda; Cyclophyllidea; Hymenolepididae. The record is from the annotation of a GenBank genome assembly.
UCUGAGAACUCUGAAUACGCUCGCGCUCGACGUCUUUUGGAGAAAGCUCGCACCUCAGCGCCAACUGCCCGUGUUUGGAUGAAGUCAGCGCGUCUUGAAUGGUGUCUAGGCGACCUAAAAACAGCAUCUGCCAUGCUGGAAGAGGGCUGCUCAAAGUACCCCAAUGCUCCCAAGUUACAUAUGAUGCGAGGACAAUUGGCUCAGAUCCUAGCUGAAGAAGAGAAACCGGAAUCUAAGGAACGGGAAGCUCUCCUUGAAAAGGCGAGGGAAGCUUUCAAAGAAGGAUCAUUUAUGUGA